CGCGGUGGGGCAAGCUCCAGACCCUGACAUCGGAAUGGCGCCAAUCUGUGUCCAAGAGCAGAAACUAGAUUUUCUCCACUCCAGCGACCUGCAGGUGCGUUAUGCUGGAGGGUUGCAAUGGUGGUUUUGCCUGCAUGACAUCAUUGACACGCGGACGCAUGAUGACGAAGCGCUUGUGCUAAAGCAACUGGACGAACUGCUCGAGAGAUUGCCACUGCGAUCAGUCUCGGAUUGGUGUGUUAAAUUAGCUCACAGGCCAUUUGAUCGGGUACAUCAGUUGCUGAUGCAACGUUUUUCUUUGGAAGUGAGCAGGCGAUUGGGCCAAGCGCUUCACCACGUCACAACACAGACUGAAUCUGGCAAUGCGAUUAUUGCUGGGCGACGCUGUUUGUUGCGAUCGAGCCUCACGGAUCCUGUCAGUGGGAAGGUCAAAAUCAGUCUGCAAAGGCAUUGUCGAGUAAAGGGGACCGGUUUUUAUUUCCCUUUUGAUGUAACUGAAGACAAGAUCGAUUUGUUUAUUUUCAUGCUCUAUCGCUGUCCGACGAACCUAGAGUUAGACGGUGUCUUUAUAUUUCCUAGUUCAUACCUACAGGACCAGGGUGUGCUUUCUUCAGAAAACGCAAAAGGACGCCUUGGAAUGGUCCUGUAUCCACCAGGAGCCACUGGCGUUUCGAAAACGCGCGAAGAGCUUGUUGCGAAGCAACAAAGCUACCAUAUUUCAUUCAAAGAAGAUGACAAAAAAGAAAACUUUCUGCAAAAUCAUCCCGAGGUGGACUCAAUGGAAAAGCAAAAAACAGAGAAACUUGCUUCGUUGUUACUGGGAAAAUAACUGAAUGUACAGGUAGUUGAGUCCUGUCAUCUGCG
Messenger RNA from Amoebophrya sp. A25, 864 nucleotides. The record is from the annotation of a GenBank genome assembly. Lineage: Eukaryota; Dinophyceae; Syndiniales; Amoebophryaceae.